AUGCGAACAACUCAAAUGGGUCCUGGACGAUUUCAAAUGAUGCAAGAACAAGUAUGUGAUGAAUGUUCAAAUAUAAAAUUUGUUACAGAAGAAAUGGUAUUAGAAAUUGACGUAGAACCAGGUGUAGCUGAUGAAUAUCAAAUACCAUUUAUGGCUGAAGGAGAACCUCAUAUUGAGGGUGAACCAGGUGAUUUGAAAUUUAUUAUUCGUAUUCAAAAACAUGCAAGAUUCGAACGUAAAAAUAAUGAUUUAUACACAAAUUUAACAAUAACUCUGGAAGAUGCACUUAAUGGUUUUGAUGUAUCAUUUCCUCAUCUUGAUGGACAUAAUGUAACAAUUAAACAUCAAAAAAUUACUUGGCCUGGUGCUCGAAUAAAGAAAAAAGGUGAAGGUCUACCACAACAUGAUCAAAAUAAUAUUGUUGGUGAUCUUUAUGUUACAAUUGAUGUUGAUUUUCCUAGAGGUGAAUUCAAUGAUGAACAACGAGAAGCUAUUAAAACUUUAUUACAACAAGCAUCGAAACAUCGAUUAUAUAAUGGCUUAUAG
Molecule: messenger RNA, 546 nt
Organism: Rotaria sp. Silwood1
Lineage: Eukaryota; Metazoa; Rotifera; Eurotatoria; Philodinida; Philodinidae
Source: the annotation of a GenBank genome assembly